Molecule: messenger RNA, 2503 nt
Organism: Otolemur garnettii (small-eared galago)
Lineage: Eukaryota; Metazoa; Chordata; Mammalia; Primates; Galagidae
Gene: POU2F1
Product: POU class 2 homeobox 1
Exons: 16
Coding region: 63-2366 (767 amino acids)
Biological process (GO): regulation of transcription by RNA polymerase II
Cellular component (GO): nucleus
Molecular function (GO): RNA polymerase II cis-regulatory region sequence-specific DNA binding; DNA-binding transcription factor activity, RNA polymerase II-specific
Source: RefSeq, a predicted model, not a curated record
GGGAGGGGAGCGGGAGCGAGGGAGGGUUUAUCGACCGGGCGAUUUUGGUUAAAAUAUUCAAAAUGGCGGACGGAGGAGCAGCGAGUCAAGAUGAGAGUUCAGCCGCGGCGGCAGCAGCAGCAGACUCAAGAAUGAACAAUCCGUCAGAAUCCAGUAAACCAUCUAUGGAGAGUGGAGAUGGCAACACGGGCACACAAACCAAUGGUCUAGACUUUCAGAAGCAGCCUGUGCCUGUCGGAGGAGCUAUCUCAACAGCCCAAGCCCAAGCUUUCCUUGGACAUCUCCAUCAGGUCCAGCUUGCUGGAACAAGUUUACAGGCUGCUGCUCAAUCUUUAAAUGUACAGGCUAAAUGUAAUGAAGAAUCGGGGGAUUCCCAGCAACCAAGUCAGCCUUCCCAGCAGCCUUCAGUGCAGGCAGCCAUUCCUCAGACCCAGCUUAUGCUGGCUGGAGGACAGAUAACCGGGCUUACUCUGACACCGGCUCAACAACAGCUGUUACUGCAGCAGGCGCAGGCCCAAGCACAGCUGCUGGCCGCUGCAGUACAGCAACACUCUGCCAGCCAGCAGCACAGUGCCGCAGGGGCCACCAUCUCAGCCUCCGCCGCCACGCCCAUGACGCAGAUCCCCCUGUCUCAGCCCAUACAGAUUGCACAGGAUCUUCAACAGCUGCAACAGCUUCAGCAGCAGAAUCUCAACCUGCAGCAGUUUGUGUUGGUGCAUCCAACUACGAACCUGCAGCCAGCGCAGUUCAUCAUCUCACAGACACCCCAGGGCCAACAGGGUCUCCUGCAAGCGCAAAAUCUUUUAACACAACUACCUCAGCAAAGCCAAGCCAACCUCCUGCAGUCGCAGCCAAGCAUCACCCUCACCUCCCAGCCAGCAACCCCAACACGCACAAUAGCAGCAACCCCAAUUCAGACACUUCCACAGAGCCAGUCAACACCAAAGCGAAUUGAUACUCCCAGCUUGGAGGAGCCCAGUGACCUUGAGGAGCUUGAGCAGUUUGCCAAGACCUUCAAACAAAGACGAAUCAAACUUGGAUUUACUCAGGGUGAUGUUGGGCUUGCCAUGGGGAAACUAUAUGGAAAUGACUUCAGCCAAACUACCAUCUCUCGCUUUGAAGCCUUGAACCUCAGCUUUAAGAACAUGUGCAAGUUAAAGCCACUUUUGGAGAAGUGGCUAAAUGAUGCAGAUGGCAUUAAUCAAAUGAAUACUAAUAUCAUCAUGAGACAGCUGGACAAUCAAACUGGUGGAAGCACGAUUGUCUCUCGAGGAACUCAAGAUCAUUUUGAGUUCAAAAAGCUAUUCCAAAAGAUGAUAUUUUUUCCCCUUCAGAAUCAAAAGCCUACCUCGGAAGAGAUCACAAUGAUUGCUGAUCAGCUCAACAUGGAAAAGGAGGUGAUUCGUGUUUGGUUUUGUAACCGCCGCCAGAAGGAAAAAAGAAUCAACCCACCGAGCAGUGGUGGGACCAGCAGCUCCCCUAUCAAAGCAAUUUUCCCCAGCCCAACUUCACUGGUGGCGACCACACCAAGCCUUGUGACAAGCAGCACAGCAACCACCCUCACCGUCAGCCCUGUCCUCCCUCUGACCAGUGCUGCAGUGACUAAUCUCCCAGUUACAGGCACUACAGACGCCACCUCCAACAACACGGCAACCGUGAUUUCCACAGCACCUCCAGCUUCCUCAGCAGUCACAUCUCCCUCUCUGAGUCCCUCCCCUUCUGCCUCAGCCUCCACCUCUGAGGCAUCCAGUGUCAGUGAGACCAGCACAACACAGACCACCUCCACUCCUUUGUCCUCCCCUCUUGGGGCCAGCCAGGUGAUGGUGACAGCGUCAGGCUUGCAAACAGCAGCAGCUGCCGCCCUCCAAGGAGCUGCGCAGUUGCCAGCAAAUGCCAGUCUGGCUGCCAUGGCUGCUGCUGCAGGACUAAACCCAGGCCUGAUGGCACCCUCACAGUUUGCGGCUGGAGGUGCCUUACUCAGUCUCAAUCCAGGGACCCUGGGCGGUGCUCUCAGCCCAGCUCUGAUGAGCAACAGUACACUGGCAACUAUUCAAGCUCUUGCUUCUGGUGGCUCUCUUCCAAUAACGUCACUGGAUGCAACUGGGAACCUGGUAUUUGCCAAUGCAGGAGGAGCCCCCAACAUCGUGACCGCCCCUCUGUUCCUGAACCCUCAGAACCUCUCUCUGCUCACCAGCAACCCGGUUAGCUUGGUCUCUGCUGCCGCAGCCUCUGCAGGGAACUCUGCACCUGUAGCCAGCCUUCACGCCACCUCCACCUCAGCUGAGUCCAUCCAGAACUCUCUCUUCACAGUGGCCUCUGCCGGCGGGGCUGCGCCCACCACCAGCACCGCCUCCAAGGCGCAGUGAGCUGGGCAGAGCAGGGCUGCCGGGAGCCUUUUACUCUGCAGUGUAACUGGGCUGCCAGCCAGGUUAAUAAAACUGAAAAAUGUGAUUGGCUUCCUCUCGCCACCAUGUUGUGAGAGCAAAGGAGAGAAGGGAGAGAA